AUGUUAUUUAUUUACUUGAUAUUUCUAGGUGGAUACGAAUGGAUAUUAGAAGAUAUCAUUGAAUUAACAUCGGAAUAUUGUCUUUUUCAAAAUAAUAUUGAUAAGUUAUUAUCCAUUCGAUGGGAUUGGGUUAAUGCAGACGAUGGCGGACAUUUACUAUCAAUCAUUAUUGAUUCAGAAAUAUUUAUUUUCGCACCGGUCUGUCUAAAUCUUUCAUUAAGUCGUAAUAAACUACGAGGUGGGCAUGCAUGUCAGCCAACAUUAAUGACUACAAUUGGUGAAGUGUAUGUAGAUUGGAAACCUAUCGCUUGUACUCGUAUAGUCAUAGCUGACUUCAACUCUUCGUCAUCGUUAUCAUUAUCACCUCUUAUAUCAAUUGAAAAGAAGAAAUCAAUGCCAACACAACAACAAGAAUCUUGUUGGCGAUAUUCUUCAAUUACUGCCUUGCGUGGUGGUAGUAAUCAUCGUUGUUUUGUCAAACAAGCUGCAUGGCUUCGUGAUGGUCUGUCACUAAUUGGUGCAAAAACGGAACUCCAGUUGUUUAGCCAAUGGCCAUCAAAUAAUUUUUAUAAUUUAUUUACGUGA
Molecule: messenger RNA, 585 nt
Organism: Schistosoma bovis
Lineage: Eukaryota; Metazoa; Platyhelminthes; Trematoda; Strigeidida; Schistosomatidae
Source: the annotation of a GenBank genome assembly